UACUUUUUUGGCUGACGUUUAUAAUUUGUUUACAAAAAUAAAAAAUAUAUUUUUUUUCAAAUAUUUACUUUUUCCUCUAAAAAUGAUACAUUAUACUUUAUCCGAUACAUGACUAGGUAAAAUCUUCUGCAAACCACCAUAAAUAAGAUAAUAAUCUAAUUGUUUAUCUUUUGGUGGGCCUUUAUCUGUAUAAACAGUUUCCUUUCAAAGUCGAUCACACAUACUUUUAUCAAUUCUUUCAAAAGAUCUCCCUAAAAUUACCACUAAAUUAAUAAUUGUAAAUGAAAUGGAUGAUGGACAAGGCUCCCAAUACGCAAUACAAAUUGCAGUGCAUACAUUGAGAGACAGAUGCAAGAAUUUGCAGCAGCGGGUCGCUUUAUUGGAAGAGGAAAAUGUGAAUUUAAGAAUUCAGUGUUCUAAGAAUGAUGAUGCCAAGGAUUCUUUAAAUGAGUUGGAUCGUUUAAGAGCACAGGUAGCAGAGUUGUCAGAACAAAAAGAACAACUACACAACAAAGUCAAAAUGGUUACCAAUGAAAACCAAGAUCUGUGGGGCAAAUUAAGCAAACUAACCAGAGUCAAUAAAUCCUUGGGCAGUCAGCUUUCUAAAAUCAAUGACACCUUAACACAGCAUUCCUCCCCAGCAACUAGCCCAACCACUCAAACCAACUUGAUUAGGUCAAAAACUUUCACCAAAUCAGAAGUGCAGACUAAGCUGCUACAAAAGAAUUUAGAAGAAAAUGAUAAAAUCAGUUUGGAACUAGUAGAUAUUUCCCUGAAAUUAUCAGAUUGUUUCUCAAAACAGAGAAAGGAAUUGGAUGCCUUGUGUUCGGAAAUUUCAGAAAUUACUUUUUCCAAUUGUGAACUGACUACUGAUAACUGUGGUUUUUUAUUUGAUGAGGAGCUGCAAGACGACACUUUCGUGGAUAUACAUGCUUUUCAGGAGGAUCUUGCUACUUUAAAGGAUGCUUUAUUAUAUCAACAAACAGUUUUAGAGUUGAAUGUAAAAAAUAUGCUCAACAUUAAAGAUAAAGUCCAGUGCAAGCGCUGCCUGUCUAAAGGGACUAAGAUUGAAAAAUGCACUUCUACAAGUGACCUUAACAAGAAAACAUUUGAUAGCAAAAGUACCGAAACUGAAAGGAGUAACAACACCAGCCCAAACCAAAGACAAAAUCACGCUGAGCCUCCCCCAACGAACGAUCGAAUAUGUCCCUUGUGCUCGAAAGAGUUCCGGAAGGAAAUCGAUUUUGUGAUAUUUCAAAGGCAUGUAGAGGAACAUUUCGUUCCUGACGUAGAAGCUUAUGAGUUAUUAUAGCAUAAUAAGUUUUAUUAAAAUUAUAACUAUUUUUAUUGUAUUUGAUGAAAAUGAUGUUAGAUCAUUGAAACCAGACUUUUUUCUUUGCUAUAAGCCCAAUGUGAUGCAAAGUAUUAAUUUAUUGGACCUAUA
Anthonomus grandis grandis is the source of this 1444-nucleotide messenger RNA. Its product is annotated as protein spindle-F. The transcript is spliced from 4 exons. The record is from RefSeq and is a predicted model, not a curated record. NCBI's taxonomy places the organism in Eukaryota, Metazoa, Arthropoda, Insecta, Coleoptera, Curculionidae. Bases 287 to 1312 code for a protein of 341 amino acids.